Acaulospora morrowiae is the source of this 654-nucleotide messenger RNA. The record is from the annotation of a GenBank genome assembly. Lineage: Eukaryota; Fungi; Glomeromycota; Glomeromycetes; Diversisporales; Acaulosporaceae.
AUGAGUUUGGUUGACGAGACAGAUUUCGUGAGUCAAUAUCUUGAUUCGCUGAGCUCACUCGCGGUAAAAUAUCCACAAGACUUUGCCCCGCCGGCUCAAACAAGGCCACGGCCUCCUGUUAGGACGUUUACCGGUUCCCAAAGUAAAACCGGAAAAAACAAACAUCAAGUAUCGAAACCAACAGAAGGCGCCUCGAUAAAAGUCAAUGUCAAGUCGUUGAAAGGUGGAAAAGUUUACACGGUCCAAUUGAGUAAUUUAGAGACGGUUUUCAACUUGAAGGAAAAAUUACAGUCGCUCACGUCGGUAUCCCCUGGAAAUCAAAGGUUGAUAUUGAAAGGAAAAGCAUUGGUCGAUACGAAAACCUUGUCCGAGUAUGGAAUUGAUAACGAGACCACCAUACACCUGGUUCAGAAAGUUGCUGGAUCCAACUCGGAACAAACGGCGUCUGGUAGCACUUCUGAGUCAUCCUCGGAGCAAAAUACAUCAAGUCUUCAGCAUUCCCAGGAAUCGCACGAAUUGCCUCCACUUUCGGCCGAAGGAGCGGAAAAGGUCAAAGAUCCACAGUUCCUGGUUUCAAUGCGUACCUUUUUGCGCGAACAAUUCUCCGAAGGGGAUGCCGAUCGAAUUUUACAUGAUUUCGAGAAAUUUUAUUAA